Myotis daubentonii (Daubenton's bat) is the source of this 917-nucleotide messenger RNA. RefSeq names its product RAS related (gene RRAS). Gene Ontology annotation, molecular function: GTP binding; GTPase activity. The record is from RefSeq and is a predicted model, not a curated record. NCBI's taxonomy places the organism in Eukaryota, Metazoa, Chordata, Mammalia, Chiroptera, Vespertilionidae. Gene Ontology annotation, biological process: signal transduction. Gene Ontology annotation, cellular component: membrane.
GUAGCGGCGGCGGCGGCAGCGAAGGCGACAUGAGCAGCGGGGCGGCGUCCGCGACGGGGCGGGGGCGGCCCCGGGGCGGGGGGCCGGGACCCGGGGACCCCCCACCCAGCGAGACACACAAGCUGGUGGUCGUGGGCGGCGGCGGCGUGGGCAAGAGUGCGCUGACCAUCCAGUUCAUCCAGUCCUACUUCGUUUCUGACUACGACCCCACCAUCGAAGACUCCUACACCAAGAUCUGCACCGUGGAUGGCGUCCCGGCCCGGCUGGACAUCCUGGACACCGCGGGCCAGGAGGAGUUUGGCGCCAUGCGGGAGCAGUACAUGCGCGCCGGGCACGGGUUCCUGCUGGUGUUUGCCAUUAACGACCGGCAGAGUUUCAACGAGGUGAGCAAGCUCUUCACGCAGAUCCUCCGGGUCAAGGACCGCGACGACUUCCCCAUCGUGUUGGUGGGGAACAAGGCGGAUCUGGAAGCGCAGCGCCAGGUGCCCCGAUCUGAAGCCAACAGCUUCAGCGCCUCCCACCACGUGGCCUACUUCGAGGCCUCGGCCAAACUGCGCCUCAACGUGGACGAGGCCUUCGAGCAGCUGGUGCGGGCUGUCCGGAAGUACCAGGAGCAGGAGCUGCCGCCCAGCCCGCCCAGCUCCCCCAGGAAGAAGACCAGGAGCUGCCCCUGCGUCGUCCUGUAGAGGAACCAGCACGCGCCCCCGGGACCAGCUGCCCUUCCCCAGCGGGGUCUCCCAGGCCACACUACACCCCCACCCACAACCCCGGCCUGCGGCCACUGCCACCGCGUGCCUCUGCCAAUGCCUCCUGCCCCCACCCAGGCCCCUGGUGGGGGCGAGGGGCUCCCGGGCCUCCAGUCCGGGUCACUGCUGUAUAUAACCCCGCCCCAGAGAAAUAAACGUCACUGCCAGUGU